This is a messenger RNA of Planococcus citri (citrus mealybug), 1428 nucleotides long. RefSeq names its product inhibitor of growth protein 5. Gene Ontology annotation, cellular component: nucleus. Gene Ontology annotation, biological process: positive regulation of DNA-templated transcription. The record is from RefSeq and is a predicted model, not a curated record. Bases 178 to 1251 code for a protein of 357 amino acids. The transcript is spliced from 3 exons. NCBI's taxonomy places the organism in Eukaryota, Metazoa, Arthropoda, Insecta, Hemiptera, Pseudococcidae.
UAUUUGUUGUUUUAUCGAAAACUGAAAACAAGUAAUUUUGAACAAGUGUUAGAGGUGUUGAUAAUACAUAAUUUUUGCAGAAUCUUUCAAUAUUCAUUCGUGCAUAUGUAAUAUCAAUGUAAUUAAUGUGAAUCGCGUAUUCGGGAGUGCCACAAAUCGCCAUAUUCCGCCGUAAAAAUGCUUAGUUUAAGCAACACGGACACCAACAAUUGUGUUAUCUACUUGGAAAACUAUUUAGAUUGUGUGGAAAACCUGCCGGAUGAUUUACAAAGGCAUUUAACUCGAAUGAGAGAAUUAGAUGUGUCUUUCCAAACUUUCAUGAGAGAUAUCGAGUCAUUAGCUACUCAGUACAACGAAGCUAUCAACGAUGGCAAAAUGGAGGAUACGUGUCGUUUGUUACGGAAAGCUCAGUCUAUUCUGAUAUCAGCGCAAGAGUUAGGAGACGAGAAACUACAAAUAGUGCAACAGUUACAAGAUUUGAUUGAAAGUCGGACGAGAUCUUUGGAUAACGACUAUAAGAAUAUAGAUAACGGAUCGAGAGAACGUGAAACAGUGGCUUCGGCGAGUACCCCAUCGGUAAGCUCGACGUCUGCAGCAGUCAGUAAUACGGUAACCGAGGUAGCGUACAAAGAGCCAGUGGCCGUUACGUCCGUAUCUUCUAGCAAUGGUAAUGGCGAGCAGAGACAGAGUAAACGUGUUCGACGUGGCAGGACUGAGAAUGAGCCUAGUUCAAGUAAUCCCGAUAGUUCAUCUAAUCAGCAAAAUCAACAUCAUCAUCACCAUCAUCAUCAUUACGAGCACGGUGGCAGUAUCCCUAUGCCUCGAGCUACCGCUACUUUGCUAGUAAACCAGAAGAAACACGCGGCUAAUAAUUCGAUCGCUAAUAAUAAAAAGAAGAAGAGGAAGACUAAGCAGAAUGUUGGUCGGAUAUCGCAGAAGGAAGACGAUUCCAGGAAUAACAAGAGUAAUAUCGACGACGACGACGAUGAACUUUCGAUCGACCCUGACGAACCGACGUAUUGUUUAUGUGAUCAAAUAUCCUACGGUGAAAUGAUUUGCUGCGAUAAUGACCUCUGCCCUAUCGAAUGGUUCCAUUUUUCGUGUGUUUCUUUAUCAAACAAACCCAAGGGUAAAUGGUUCUGUCCGAAGUGUAGAGGAGACCGACCAAAUGUGAUGAAACCAAAAGCCCAGUUUCUCAAAGAGUUAGAACGCUAUAAUCGCGAAAAAGAAGAAAAGGCGCGUUCGUAUUAAAACUCGCCAAGUAUAUACCAAGAUGACCGCAUGUGUUGGAUAUGACCAAUUUCCUUUUUUUCGUCUUCAAAUCAUCAGACCUCUUCGUGGAUGUGGAGUCAUUCGUUAUCAACUCUGAUACCCGUAGCUCAAUCGUGUAAAAAUAAUGUACUCGUUUAAAUACAUUCAAAAAUUUUA